GGUAGCGGCAGGCCACGCCCCCCGCUCAGGCCUGUGUGUCUGGUGCUGCAGUCCGGGCUCAGGCAGAGACGCGGCCGCUGUGUGUGCGCAGGACGCGGGCAGAGACUGGGAGAGACAUGCCGGCCGCGGGACUCCUGCUACUGCCGCUGCUGCUGUGCCAGCUCUCCACGGGGCUCGGGGGCAAGGAGUGCGAGAAGCCGUGCGUCAACGGGGUCUGUGCCAGCGGCCAGUGUCUGUGUGACCCGGGCUGGACCGGAGAGCAGUGCCAGCACUGCGGGGGCCGCUUCCUGUUGACGGGAACGAGUGGAUUUGUGACAGACGGACCUGGGAAUUACAAGUAUAAAACAAAGUGCACCUGGCUGAUUGAAGGAGGAGCCAAUACUACGCUACGUCUCCGCUUCAACCACUUUGCCACAGAGUGCAGCUGGGAUCACCUCUACGUGUACGACGGAGACUCCAUCUACGCCCCGCUGGUCGCUGCUUUCAGCGGGCUGAUUGUCCCUGAGAGAGAGAGCAACGACACCGUGCCGGAAGUGGCCAUUACCUCCGGGUAUGCGCUGUUACAUUUCUUCAGUGAUGCGGCCUACAACCUGACCGGGUUUAACAUCAGCUACAGCAUAGACACGUGCCGCAAUAACUGCUCCGGACGGGGGAUCUGCGUAACGGAAAAUGGGCGCAGCUACUGCGAGUGCUCUGAACACUGGAAGGGAGAGUCAUGUGACAUCCCGUACUGCUUGGAGAACUGCGGGUAUCCUGAUCGUGGGGAAUGCAAUAUGAAUGGCACCAAGUUCUGCGUCUGCGGCGCAGGCUGGCAGGGUCCCGGUUGCUCAGUUCCAUUCCCCGCAAACGAGUCGUUUUGGACACGUGAUGAGUUCUCCGUACCCCAACUGGCCAGAGCUUCUCACAAAGCUGUUGUGCUGGAUGAUAUCAUGUGGAUCGUUGGUGGAUACAUGUUCAACCAUUCCGAUUACAAGAUGGUUAUGGCGUAUAACCUGGCCUCCCGUGAGUGGCUUCCGCUGGACAGCUCGGUGAACGCUGUGGAUGUACGAUAUGGACACUCCCUGGCGCUAUACAAGGAUGCAAUGUACAUGUACGGGGGAAAGUUGGAUGCCAGUGGGAACGUCACCAACCAGCUGUGGGUGUUCCACGUCCAGAAUACGUCGUGGGUUCAGAUCUUCCCAAAUAUCAUAGACCAGUACUCCGUGGUCGGGCAUUCUGCUCACAUCGUCACGCUGAACGACAGCAGUACGGUCAUGCUGGUGUUUUUCGGCCACUGUCCCUUCUACGGCUACAUCAGCACCGUUCAGCAGUAUAACUUAGACACCAACAACUGGGAAUUUGUUAAGACCCAGAAAGCCCUAGUCCAAGGAGGUUAUGGCCACAGCAGUGUGUACGAUGAAUAUACCAGGUCCAUCUAUAUCCACGGUGGCUACAAAGCCUUCACUGCCAACAAAUAUCGGCUCGCCGAUGACCUGUACAAGUACGAGGUGGACACACGCACGUGGCGCAUCAUGAAGGACAGCCGCUUCUUCCGCUACCUGCACUCCGCCGUCAUCAUCAGCGGCACCAUGCUGGUGUUUGGAGGAAACACCCACAACGACACGUCGAUGAGCCACGGGGCCAAGUGCUUCUCUAAAGACUUCAUGGCUUAUGACAUUGCCUGUGACAGUUGGAGUCUCCUGCCUUUUCCCACACUCUCCCAUGACGUCAAUCGUUUCGGCCACACCGCAGUCCUAAGAAACGGCACGAUGUUUGUGUUUGGAGGGUUCAACAGUCUCCUGCUCAGCGACAUCCUGAUGUACACCUCCAAGAUCUGCGAAUCUUUCCACACCGAGAGCUCCUGUCUGGGGGCCGGGCCUGGAAUACGAUGCAUCUGGGACAGCUCAACAAUUCAGUGCUUGUCGUGGGAACAGGCCACUCCGGAGGAGAGGAGAGACAGCGCGCUCUCCUGUCCCACCAUCCCGUAUUCCGACAGUGACAAUAAGUGUGACCAAUACACCGACUGCUUCAGCUGCACCGAGAACUCAAACGGCUGCCGGUGGUGCAGUGACCAGUGCAUAUCGCUGGGCACCAACUGCACGGGGAGCCAGGGAGCCAUCACCUUGUACGAGCAAUGUCCCAAGAGCAACUAUGGGUUUUACUGUAACAAGAAGACCAGUUGUAAGAGCUGCACCACGGACCAGAACUGCCAGUGGGAGCCUCGCAAUCAGGAGUGUAUUGGGCUGCCAGAUAACAUCUGUGGGGCAAAUUGGCAGCUAGUGGACAGUUCUUGUCUGAAAAUCGUUAACACAAAGGACAAUUAUGACAACUCCAAGUUGGCCUGUCGCAGUCAGAAUGCAGUGCUGGCCUCGCUCACCACCCAGAAGAAGGUGGACUUUGUGGUGAAGCAGCUGCAGACCAUGCAGCCAAAGACUGAGCUCACCCCCUGGGUCGGACUCCGGAAAAUCAAUGUUUCAUAUUGGUGCUGGGAAGACAUGUCACCCUUUACAAACACCACCCUGCAGUGGCAGCUUGGAGAGCCUAGUGGUGCUGGAUUCUGCGGGUACCUGGCUGAGCCGUCCACCGUGGGCCUAAAAGCUGCAACAUGCAUCCACCUGAUCAAUGGCAGUGUCUGUGAGAGGCCAGCCAAUCAAAGCGCAAAGCAGUGCCGCACCCCGUGCGCCUCUCGGUCGCAGUGCGCCGAGUGUACCAGUGCCAGCUCCGAGUGCAUGUGGUGCAGUAACAUGAGGCAGUGUGUGGACUCGAACGCUUACGUGGCCUCUUUUCCCUACGGACAGUGCAUGGAGUGGUACACGAUGAGCAACUGCCCACCUGAGAAUUGCUCCGGGUACCGGACAUGUGUGAAGUGCCUGGAGCAGCCUGGAUGUGGCUGGUGCACGGACCCCAGUAAUACAGGGAAGGGACAGUGCAUGGAGGCCUCGUUCCGAGGACCAGUCAAACUGCCCAGUGGAUCCGGACCUGCAAAGAACAGCUACUCAGAGCCGGUCCUGGACGAGAGCCUGUGCCCAGCGGGCAAUAAUUACACCUGGUCCUUUAUCAUGUGCCCAGCCUGCCAGUGUAACGGGCACAGCAAGUGUAUCAAUGAAAGUGUGUGUGAGAAGUGUGAGAACCUGACCACCGGCAAGAACUGCGACACCUGUAUCUCCGGCUUCUACGGCGACCCGACCAACGGGGGAUCGUGUCAGCCGUGCAAAUGUAACGGCCACGCGUCCGUGUGCAACACCAACAGCGGCAAGUGCUUUUGUACCACAAAGGGCAUCAAAGGAGAAGAGUGUCAGCUGUGUGAAGUGGAAAACCGGUACCAGGGAAACCCUCUGAAAGGCACAUGCUACUACUCGUUGCUGAUAGACUACCAGUUCACCUUCAGCCUGUCCCAGGAAGACGAUCGCUACUACACCGCUAUCAACUUUGUGGCCACUCCGGAGGAACAAAAUCGAGACCUGGACAUGUUCAUUAAUGCGUCAAAGAACUUCAACCUGAAUAUAACAUGGGCGACCAGCUUUGCAGCCGGCACGCAGGCGGGCGAGGAGGUCCCUAUUAUCUCCAGGACCAACAUCAAGGAGUUCAAGGACACGUUCUCCAAUGAGAAGUUUGAUUUCCACAACAACCCCAAUAUCACCUUCUUCGUGUACGUCAGUAACUUCACCUGGCCCAUAAAGAUACAGAUCGCCUUUUCUCAGCACAGCAACUUUAUGGACUUGGUGCAGUUCUUUGUCACAUUCUUCAGUUGUUUCCUCUCUCUGCUUCUCGUUGCUGCCGUCGUUUGGAAAAUUAAACAGAGCUGUUGGGCGUCAAGGAGAAGAGAGCAACUAAUCCGGGAGAUGCAGCAGAUGGCGAGCCGACCUUUUGCCUCUGUAAACGUGGCGUUGGAAACAGACGAGGAGCCGCCUGACCUAAUUGGUGGGAGUGUAAAGAGUGUUCCUAAGCCGAUCGCCUUGGAGCCGUGUUGCGGCAACAAAGCGGCGGUCCUGUCUAUAUUCGUACGGCUGCCACGUGGUGUAGGCGGCAUUCCUCCUCCGGGGCAAUCUGGACUAGCAGUGGCCAGCGCUUUGGUAGACAUAUCACAACAGAUGCCAUUAGCGUACAAAGAGAAGUCAGGAGCAGUCCGAAAUAGGAAACAGCAGCCGCCAGCACAGCCGGGGACCUGUAUUUGAUGUUGGGCUUGCGGACUCUAGGGAUUUGAAUAUUGCUAUGCUGGAGGGAUCUAUCCUAUGAUGGAAAGGCUCUGCAGGUUUACCAACCUCAUGCCGCAUCUGCAUGGUUUUGUUCACUUUACCGGAGGAUCCCUUUUACGGACAUUGCAUCAUUUUUUUAAUGUUUGUUUCAUUGUGUAAAUUUCUCGACAAGGACUGGAUGAUAAAUCUUAACUUAUUUUCUCUGCAAAGAAACUGUACACAUCCGCAACAACCCAUGCUCAGGUCUAGGGUCCGUCAUUUUUUCAGUUCCUCUGUUUGUGCACCAACCCGGGAGAAAUGAUGCAAGAUAUACUCCAUAAAAUGUUAUGAGCCCCAUCCUUAUUUAUGAAGAUCUUAUGUCGAGCCAUUGCGGACGCUGCUAACAGGAGGGACCUCGUUCAUCCGGCUGCAGUCAGCCUACGGGCUCCGACCUGAAGGAGAAUCGGCCUUGGCACCAGCAGAGCUUGAAGUGACUGUGUCACAGGCAUAGGGGAUUUUAUACUGGGGCACUGAAAAAUCGUGAUUCUAUUAGCGAGAUUGCUUUGAAUAAUUUAAAUACACAUUACUUACCCUAAUUGAAGGACCUUUCCAGGGUAAAGUUCUUAUUUGCUGGAUUUGAACGUAAUUUAUUGGGAAUAGUCAUCUGGCCUGUGAGCAGGAAAACUUGAUUACAUUAAUAUUUAACAUUGAGCUCCAGAGACCAACUUUCUUUUUGACGUGCACUUAAAAAGUGGAAACGUUAAACGCACAUGUUCUUCCUGCAGGUACAGCUUGGAGUAUCCCCUGUGUGCUUCAGCCACCAGACGAGCCCCCAAUUCAUGGCCAGGACUGACUUACAGUCUGUGUUAGAAGCAGUGCUAGUAUUCGUGGGGAACAUCUCAGUGUUACAGCAUCAUACUCAUUCCACAUGUACACAGCCUUCCAAUAAUGACUUGCUAUCAGAAGCAAUAGACCCAGAGGAAAUAAUAACUGUAUGUAAAUAAUAUAUAGAUAUAAAGGGUGGUUUAUGACAAGGUGCUAACUUAAGAUGACACUUUGUGGUCCCUUUUAAAUAAAUUUAUUUUUGUGCUCAUUAGACCAGCAAAUUGCACCUGGUCUGCUGGGGGGGCUGUAUUUUCUAAUUCGCCAUAGGCUGGAAAACGAAGCUUCUAAUAACAUGUCCGAAUCCUUUUAAAUUUCACCAAUGUAUUGCACGUAGUCAUUAAAAUGAAUUAUUUUGUA
Pseudophryne corroboree (corroboree frog) is the source of this 5396-nucleotide messenger RNA. It is a transcript of the gene ATRN, whose product is annotated as attractin. The record is from RefSeq and is a predicted model, not a curated record. Gene Ontology annotation, molecular function: protein binding. The coding region runs from base 117 to 4154 and encodes 1345 amino acids. Gene Ontology annotation, cellular component: Golgi apparatus. The transcript is spliced from 29 exons. NCBI's taxonomy places the organism in Eukaryota, Metazoa, Chordata, Amphibia, Anura, Myobatrachidae.